This is a messenger RNA of Chironomus riparius, 1000 nucleotides long. The record is from the annotation of a GenBank genome assembly. NCBI's taxonomy places the organism in Eukaryota, Metazoa, Arthropoda, Insecta, Diptera, Chironomidae.
AUGUGCCUAACAUCAAACCGUCAAAAUAAAUUUGAAAUUAUUUCCGAGCAUGCUAAAUACUAGGGCUUGUCACUUUCUACGUUCUUUUCGUUUUCUGCCCCCCAAAGAGUAAGUUUUGUAAAUUUUUAUAAAUUAAGAGUUUAUUCUUGCAAAAUAAUAGUUUAGUUAACUUAAAUAUGUAGAUUCGAUUUUUUAUAUUAUGUUUUAACAGCAUAACAUCAAGUUUACUCAAAAUAUCUAUGAAAAAAUGAGGAAAAAUGACUUAAAAAUAUUUUCUCGUGCUAAUACACGCGGUUCAAAAUUGAACUAGUUAAAGUAAUUUAAAAUAGGUUUAUUAUUCUUGCAAGUGUAAAAAUCACAUUAAUUAACAUAAAAUGAUUAUAAAUGAGUGCCAUACUGAAUGCAUUUAAAGAUGAAUACUUUCUAUGAUUACAAACAUUUUUAAAAUUCAUAUAACCAAAAGAUCCAGUGAUCAUAAAAUAAUGAAAUUUUUAUUUGUUCUUUUAGGAAAAUGGCAACAUCGUCUCAUCUUAACUGGUUGAUCGUUCGCGAUCACAAUGCUUUUAUGCUUAAACAGCGUAAUAUUCCUAAACCAUUCAGCAAGGAACAAAACAACCUUAUGAAUGUAAGCACAUUCCGUUACAGUGGAAUUGUACAUCCACACACAAUCGGAAUAACUCCUUCAGUCGAUAAGAAAGGAGUCAUUUUCGCAUACAAAAAAGCUAAGAAAAUGUAUAAACCAGCUGAAAGCACUGGAAGAAUUACCUUUAAAUCAGGACAAAAACGUACUUUGAAGAAAGUAAAGAAUGUCAUUCAAUCAAAGAAAUACCGUCGUGAUUUACAGCAAGCUGCAUUGAAACGUGUGAGCGCUAUCUAUCGUUCUCAAAAGACGAAACCAGCCAAGAAGAAGGGAGCUGCAAAGAAGACCGAGUAAUUUAAAUGUAAUUCUGUGCUCUAAUGUUUUUUGAACAAUAAAACAUCAUCUUUAAAAAAACUGAUA